This is a messenger RNA of Dissoconium aciculare CBS 342.82, 1039 nucleotides long. RefSeq lists its product as uncharacterized. Bases 306 to 650 code for a protein of 114 amino acids. The transcript has a single exon. NCBI's taxonomy places the organism in Eukaryota, Fungi, Ascomycota, Dothideomycetes, Mycosphaerellales, Dissoconiaceae. The record is from RefSeq and is a predicted model, not a curated record.
CUUCGCCUGGCAUUUCUGACCCGUUCGCUGCCUCCGUUUCGUUACAGACAACAAUCACAUUCCUUACAACCAGCACGCGUCGUCUACAAUAACAAACCGCAACGUCCAUACCAUUCUCUCAACUACCUGCACAUCACCGUCAUUAUCCAAACAACACAAACAAAUAACCACGAUAUCAUCAUCGUCAUACAUCCAACUACCGUCAUCCGCGUCCUCGGAUCUUCAAAGCUUCCUUCCAAAUACAGCAGUCCAUCGAAAAUCGCGACUCACACAAGACUCUUUCGCAAGACUUCAUCUCCAUCAAGAUGCGCUUCUCAAUCCUCGCUGCGGCUGCCCUCUUCGGAGGCGCCCUCGCUGAUGCCACCACCACCUCAAUUACCACCACCUACACCAUGACCCGCACUCUCUCGCGCGUCGACUGCACCACCACUGCAACUCUCAGCGCCAAUGGCACCACCAUUGUCCCCACUCGCCUGACUACCUUCACUGCCACUGCUGCGGCCGGCGCUCACUCCAACGGCACCAUCACCACCUCCACGCGUGGCCCUGCUGCGACUUCACCCAUUGCUGCCACCGGCGCCGCUUCGCGAUUCGGCAUGGAGGCUGCCGGCCUCGUGGCCGCUUUUGGUCUCGUCGGUCUCGUCAUUUAAGCGACCCCAGCUCUCAAUAUUUUCUUCAACUUUCCUGUCCAACUUGGUCGCGGCGCUUGCGGCUUCCACCAUUCUUGGACCUUCUUGAUUUUACAAACUUGACGUUUCUCAUGAUGCUACGCGCGACGCUGGAGCGUUGAAUUCCCUGGCUGGCUCGGAGUGCUUGGUGGCUUGGAGAACCGUUUCGUUUCGCAAAUACCCCCCAUUUUUCGAUUUGAUCAUUUUUUCCCCUGGAUCAGUCUGCUUGUCUAUCUUUGUUCGUGUUUUGGAUUGUCUUUUUGGAAUAGCGGAAGGAAAAGCGCUGGGCUGCGCAAGGUCGAUCAUUCCUCAAGCCUAGGUCUUGAGUCGUUGGAUCAUCAGAUGAAGAAAAAUUCCAAAAGCUAUGCUGA